Molecule: messenger RNA, 378 nt
Organism: Lactuca virosa
Lineage: Eukaryota; Viridiplantae; Streptophyta; Magnoliopsida; Asterales; Asteraceae
Source: the annotation of a GenBank genome assembly
AUGACAACUGGGGUCUUAACAUUUGGAUCAAUCGAUCCAGCUUUCGCAGCAAAAUCCGGAGGCCGUGCCGGUGGUCAGGCGUUUCGUUCUGCCCCAAAUCAAUCAACACCUCAUUCAUCUUCACCAAGAAUCAAUAACUCAAGAACCAAUAUUUACAUCAACCCACCGGUUGCACCACCGCUGAUCGGUGGAUACGAUUAUGGGUAUGGUGGUUGGGGGUGGUCGUCAUUUUCAUUCUUUACACCUGGGCCUAGUGUGGCUAUGGGAGUCGGCGGUGGGUUUAAUACCUUGGUGUUGUUUAUGCUUCUUGGUGUUGCGGCAUCUAUCGUUAGAAGGCUCUUUAGAUCCAGAAAUGAUUAUGGCGAUGAAGAUUACUAG